UCCAUGAUUUGUUCUACAUUAUCUUUCCAUGAUUUGUUCAACAAGUCAUUGAUUGACAGAAUUUCUCUUCCCUUCUAGAUUGAACUUGGAAAGUUUGUGUCAGUGUAUCCAGGCAUUAUAUAUCUCUGAAUAUCUUUUGUGCAGCCAUGGAUACCAUGGCUAACUCCACAUUUAAGCUUCUUGUUACCAUAUUAUGCUUGUUUCUCAACACCCAUAUCUCCCUCGGAGCUGACACCAUCUCUGCAAACCAAUCUCUCUCUGGUGACCAAACCAUUGUCUCGGCAGGUGGAGUCUUUGUAUUGGGAUUCUUUCAUUCAGGUAAUUCUUCCAACUACUAUAUAGGCAUGUGGUACAAACAAGUAACUACACAGACUGUAGUUUGGGUGGCAAACAGAGAAAAACCAGUCUCAGAUAGAUUUUCUUCUGAGUUGAGAAUCUUAAAUGAUAAUUUAGUUCUCUUUAACGAGUCUAACUCUCCAAUUUGGUCCACAAAUGUGAAUGCCACUAUGUCCAGUGGCUCUGUACAAGCUGUUCUAAUGGAUAAUGGAAACUUGGUGUUAAAGGAUGAAUCCAAUAAUUCAAAACCUUUAUGGCAAAGUUUUGAUUAUCUAACUGAUACAUGGCUUCCCGGUAAUAAAUUUGGGUACAACAAGCUAACUAAGAUGAAACAGGUUCUCUUUUCAUGGAAGAAUUCUGAGGAUCCAGCUCCAGGCCUCUUCUCUUUCCAGAUAGAUCCUAGUGACGCCUCCUAUGUAACACUCUGGAACAGGUCUAGGAUCUAUUGGAAUACUGGACCUUGGACUGGAAGAUUCACCUUGGCCCCGGAGAAAAGGCCAAAUAUAAUCUUGUAUUUCGAAAUUGUUUCAAACGACAAUGAAACCUCAUUCAUGAUGCAUGCAACUAAUUCAUCAGUAAUAUCUUUUAUUACAAUGGAUCUUACUGGGAAGAUGAAGCAAUUAAUGUGGCGGCCUGAGACUGGAUGGAAUGUGCUUCGCACAUUUCCCAGACAACAAUGCCAAGUCUACGCUUCUUGUGGCUCUUAUGGAAGUUGCAACGACAACUCGGAGCCUUUUUGUCUUUGUUUGGAAGGGUUCGAGCCCAACUCUCCAAAAGAGUGGGAUUUGAAGCACUACUCGGGUGGCUGCUCCAGAAAAACUGAAUUGCAGUGUGGGAACCAUAGUAAUUUUGGUAGUGAGGAGAGGGACAAAUUUCUAGCCAUUAGUGCUAUGUCCUUGCCUGAAAAUCAACUGUUUGUAAAAGCAGGAAGUUUUGCUGAAUGUGAAUCAAGCUGUUUGACAAACUGCUCUUGCACUGCUUAUGCUUACAACAGCAGUGGCUGUUCUAUUUGGACAGGAGAUCUCUUGAAUUUGAAGCAACUUGGAGAAGAUGACAGCAGUGGAAGGACGCUAUAUAUUCGAUUGGCAGCUUCUGAGCUUCGGAGUCCUAAAGAUAAUAAGGGAACUAUAAUUGGUGUUGUGUUGGGUUCAGUUGCAGGGCUAGUAAUUCUCAUUGGUCUUGUUCUGGUUUUGCUUUUGAGAAGAAGAAAGAAAACAGUUGGAGCAAGAAUACCUGUGGGAGGCUCGUUGAUGGCAUUUGGCUACAGAGAUUUGCAAAAUGCAACAAAGAACUUUUCAGAGAUAUUGGGCAGGGGAGGCUUUGGUUCAGUUUUUAAGGGUGUCUUGCCUGACUCUACUGUAAUAGCAGUGAAGAGGCUUGAAGGUGUUGACCAAGGAGAGAAGCAGUUCCGAGCAGAAGUUAGCAUAAUUGGGACAAUUCAACACGUGAAUUUAGUUCGACUUCUUGGGUUCUGCUCUCAAGGUACUAAGAAGUUGUUAGUCUAUGAUUACUUGUCGAAUGGUUCAUUAGCUUCCCACCUUUUCGACACAGAAAAAUUAAACAUUUUAGAUUGGAAAACAAGAUACCAAAUAGCUCUUGGGACAGCUAAAGGGUUGGCUUAUCUUCAUGAGAACUGUAGAGACUGCAUCAUACAUUGUGACAUUAAGCCAGAAAACAUUCUUUUGGACAAGGAAUUCUGCUCCAAAGUGGCUGACUUUGGGUUAGCAAAACUCGUUGGAAGGGACUUCAGCCGAAUCCUGACAACCAUGAGAGGAACAAGAGGUUAUCUUGCACCAGAAUGGAUUUCAGGAGUGGCAAUAACAUCGAAAGCUGAUGUAUACAGCUAUGGAAUGAUGCUUUUCGAGUUUGUGUCAGGAAAGAGAAACUCAGGGCUGUGUGAAUUAGAUGGGAAAGUAAGCUACUUCCCAUGUCUGGCUGCGAGUGUUAUCAUGAAAGGAGGCAAUGUCCUGAGCCUACUAGACCCGAGGUUGGAGGAGCAGGCUACCAUUGAAGAGAUUGAAAGAGUUUGUAGAGUUGCUUGUUGGUGCAUACAAUAUGACGAAGUUGAUAGGCCGUCAAUGAGUAAGGUGGUUCAAAUUCUUGGAGGAGUUUUAGAGGUGGAGCUGCCACCAAUGCCACGGUCACUUGAACUUUUUAAUGACGACCAGGAGAAUGUGAUGUACUUUUCUGAGCCAUCCUCAAGCAAGAGUUGGUGAGGCUUAGCGCAACAUGUAGCUUUCUCUCUUUUAAUCUGAGACUGAGACUGAGACUAAUACUCUGCCUUCAUUUGGCAAGUUCCAAGGAAAGAACUAUAUCUAUAUGAUCACAUCCGUUUUCCUUUCUAAUAUUACCCUUAUGCUAUGGUAUUAUGCAGCUUGUCUUUUCUUUAUUCUUCUUUAAUGUAUUAUUUUUAUUUGUGUGUUAAUUUCAACCCAAUUAAUAAUGUUAUGUUACUCAUGUUUUCUUUUUUCCUUUCCCUCUUAAUGUAAUAACGUUUUUUUGCUCUUUCUAUGAUAUAAAUAUGAACAAUACUCAAGGACUCAAGAGAAGAUCACCGUUAUUUUUUUUCCCUCAUGGACUGAAUUAAUAUUCUUGUCCCUUAAACUUCUAAGAUAUUCUUACAUGAGUAAAUGGCUUGCUACUUCUCUAUCUCUAGUUAAUUGGUUUGUAGCUAAUUAAUAUAAUUGCGAGAACAAGGUAUAGUAUGAUUAUUUGUUCUUUCUAUUUCAUUCUCAUUUUGAUUAAAGAUUUUUUUUAAAAAAAUAAUAUAUAUUUUUAGAACUCCUUUACGAUCUAGAUUUACAAAAGACAAUUUUUGUUAUUUGAAAAAUACAUUGUAUUAGUCAUCAACCACACAUUUGACCCAAAACAAGUUAAAAUAUAUAAAAAAUAUGCUCAAAAUAAAAUAAAAUAAAAACUAAACUAAAUGUAUAUUCAAAAUAAACUAAACAAUGAUAAAAUUAAAAAUCAACAAAUAAAACAAAAAAGGAAAAAAAAUCCAAAAUAUAUAUAUCAAAUAUAAACUACAAGUAUACCUAAUAUAUGCCCAAAAUAAAUCAACUAAAAAAUACAAAAAAAAAAAAAACCAAAUAACACAAAAUAUACAAAACAUAAACUAAAAAAAAUAAUAAAAAACAACUAAAAUUCAAAUACUCAUAAUGCAUAAUAUGUACUGCCUCCUGAAUAUGUGUAACGAAGCUAUACUAAAAAUCAACUAAAAAAUACAAAAAAAAAAAAAAAACCAAGUAACACAAAAUAUACAAAACAUAAACUAAAAAAAAUACUAAAAAACAACUAAAAUUCAAAUACUCAUAAUGCAUAAUAUGUACUGCCUCUUGAAUAUGUGUAACGAAGCUAUUUUUUUCCUUUAGAAACAACUUAUAAUUGCUAAGAUCUAAAUAUUAAAUUUUAUUUGUUUUAUAACCUUUUCUUUUUGACCAAAUGAUUCAAUAAUUGA
Humulus lupulus (European hop) is the source of this 3793-nucleotide messenger RNA. RefSeq names its product G-type lectin S-receptor-like serine/threonine-protein kinase At2g19130. NCBI's taxonomy places the organism in Eukaryota, Viridiplantae, Streptophyta, Magnoliopsida, Rosales, Cannabaceae. Gene Ontology annotation, molecular function: protein serine/threonine kinase activity; ATP binding. Gene Ontology annotation, biological process: protein phosphorylation; recognition of pollen. The record is from RefSeq and is a predicted model, not a curated record. Bases 147 to 2552 code for a protein of 801 amino acids. The transcript has a single exon.